Messenger RNA from Rhipicephalus sanguineus (brown dog tick), 1237 nucleotides. RefSeq lists its product as uncharacterized. The record is from RefSeq and is a predicted model, not a curated record. Gene Ontology annotation, biological process: retrotransposition. The coding region runs from base 13 to 1224 and encodes 403 amino acids. Gene Ontology annotation, molecular function: single-stranded RNA binding. Gene Ontology annotation, cellular component: ribonucleoprotein complex. Lineage: Eukaryota; Metazoa; Arthropoda; Arachnida; Ixodida; Ixodidae. The transcript has a single exon.
CAAGUCGCGACGAUGUCACCUAACGUACCCCUACUCGUGCAGGUUUUGACGGGAUGCCUUUUUUCGUCGACCGGCUCAUCGGCGUUUUGCACGGGCCAGUUUGAUCUACGUCACACCUUUGAUGCACCGUUCAAGCUCGGCACGGGCAUCGUUGCUGGUGAUAUCUUCGAUACGCCAGUGGCGCCGCGCCUGCAGCCCGAGCAUCAUCUUUACUGCACACACCUACGUGGCAUGAUGACGUCACCAGCUCAGCCCGCCAGCGCCACGCCAGCGGCUAUAAAAGGGACGCCUAUUGCUUCAAGCGGCAGUGGACACGGCAACCAAGUCGCGACGAUGUCACCUAACGUACCCCUACUCGUGCAGGUUGGUGACUGGAAAUAUGGUUUCCGUAGUGACGAUCCUUGCUUAAUAGUGUUGCCGUGUCCACACACCAUUCUAAACUGCAUAAGUGACUGUUUUUCGCUAGCGGGUCUGUUGCUUUCACUGUCGGGAGAUAUCGAGCAAAACCCUGGGCCUAUUACGGGUGCAAUGUUUACGGAACUGCUAGAAACGCAAAAAACUAUCUUGUCUAAAAUUUCGCAAAUGCAAGAGCAACAGGCCUCAUCUGAGUCCGCUAUGAUUCAAGUUCAGAACAGAUUAUUAACAAUUGAGAAAAAAUUAGAGUGCAUAGAUAAAGUGGGUGGUAGGCUGCAAAAGCUUGAGAAUGCAGUCGAUGGGAGCCAUACUGAACUGAGUGCUCUGUGCAGUAGGGUUGACGACCUAGAAAACCGCUCGAGACGAAACAACCUUAUUAUUAGAGGCGUAAAAGAAGAAGGCCCCGAGAAUGAUGUUGACUUGCUGAAAAAAAUAAAUGACGAUAUAUUUGGCUCCAUUCUUAACCAGAAACUGAAUUCUAUAGAAAGAAUACAUAGACUGGGAAAGAAAUUUCCUGGCAAAGACCGCCCUGUAAUCCUUAGAGUGGCAGACUACCGAGACAAAGUAAAGAUAUUGAAAAAUUGUUUCAAGCUAAAAGGCACUCAUAUUAACAUUAGUGAGGACUACUCAAAACGUGUUACUGAGAUACGCAGAAACUUGUGGGUCUCAAGUCUAGAAGAAAGAAAGAAAGGAGCGAAAGUUAGACUGGUUUAUGACAAAGUUCUCAUCAACAAUGUUUUGUACACCUGGAGUGAUGAUGCUAAGGAAAAGGUCAAGUGUAAAGCAUCUGCUAAACCCAACCACCAAUGACCUGAAAGACAAA